Molecule: messenger RNA, 748 nt
Organism: Lynx canadensis (Canada lynx)
Lineage: Eukaryota; Metazoa; Chordata; Mammalia; Carnivora; Felidae
Gene: GPHA2
Product: glycoprotein hormone subunit alpha 2
Exons: 4
Coding region: 1-528 (175 amino acids)
Biological process (GO): cell surface receptor signaling pathway
Cellular component (GO): extracellular region
Molecular function (GO): hormone activity; hormone receptor binding
Source: RefSeq, a predicted model, not a curated record
AUGAAAGCUGAUCCCCGAGAGGGCGUGGCUCCAGAAAGCUGGCAAAUAAAAAUCCGGAGAGCCAGCACCGUCUGGAGACCCACAGAGGACCUGAGGAACCCGCUCGGCAAGCCACUCAGUUCCUGGGCCUUGGAAGUGAUACCCAUGGCAUCCCCCCACAUGCUGCUCCUCUGCCUGCUGGUCCUGGCAGUCACCGAAGGCUGGGGUCGGCAGGUGGCCAUCCCAGGCUGCCACUUGCACCCCUUCAACGUGACAGUGCGAAGUGACCGCCAAGGUACCUGCCAGGGCUCCCAUGUGGCACAGGCUUGUGUGGGACACUGUGAGUCUAGCGCCUUCCCUUCCCGGUACUCUGUGCUGGUGGCCAGUGGCUAUCGACAUAACGUCACCUCUGUCUCUCAGUGCUGUACCAUCAGUGGCCUGAAGAAGGUAAAGGUGCAGCUGCAGUGUGGGGGGGACCGGAGGGAGGAGCUGGAGAUCUUCACGGCCAGGGCUUGCCAGUGUGACAUGUGUCGCCUCUCGCGCUACUAGCCCCUCCCUUCCCUUCCUCCUUCCCCUUGGUCAGAGGGUUUGAGUUGGAGUAUAUCCCAAAUAUCCUGAGCCUCGUUGAGGACAACAGCUCCAGCUCUCUUAAGAGUCCGUGAUUGUCACCUCCAGAGAAGAGGGGAGUUUCUCUCUCUCCCCUGCCUCUGCCUGGCCUCGUAACCAGCCUAUCUAAUCAUUUCACUCCAUUCUUUGUCCCUACCCCUAA